Molecule: messenger RNA, 447 nt
Organism: Porites evermanni
Lineage: Eukaryota; Metazoa; Cnidaria; Anthozoa; Scleractinia; Poritidae
Source: the annotation of a GenBank genome assembly
UUUAAGGUCUGGUUCCAGAAUCGCCGUUCAAGGUGGCGCAAGAGUUUAAAGAACCAACCAUCUAUGGGUCCCAACAGUGAUAUCAGCAACCCAACCGGCAUAUUUCAGCUGUCGCUUGCCAGUUUCCGCCCUGGUUUCCAGCUACUGCAAUCAGCGCCCUUCAGAUCCGGUGAGCCAUUUUUUCCGCCAUUUGCCAACAGCCUUUUGUUCUUCCAAGGCCACUUCAAUGCCAGUACGACACCAGUCGCUUCACAGGAUCCACAAACUGACACCGCAAUGCUUGGCCCGCCUGUAUCAGCUUCAGUGAGCCCGUCCUUCCUGACCAGUGUCCCAUCCUCGAGCAGUUACGAGAAACCGUUCCAGAUUUCCUGCUUGAAGAAUCGCUACUCGGCUGAUGAUUAUUUAGCUGCUGUUACUCUGGCCAGUGGUUUUCAGCGAGAAAAUUAG